Molecule: messenger RNA, 1023 nt
Organism: Zingiber officinale
Lineage: Eukaryota; Viridiplantae; Streptophyta; Magnoliopsida; Zingiberales; Zingiberaceae
Product: putative pectinesterase 11
Exons: 5
Coding region: 1-1023 (340 amino acids)
Biological process (GO): cell wall modification
Molecular function (GO): pectinesterase activity
Source: RefSeq, a predicted model, not a curated record
AUGGGAAGUUUAAGAGACAUUGCGCUCCUAUUUGGUUCAUUAAUAUUGUGUUUGAUCUUGCCCUCCUCUUCGAGUUCUUUGAAUGCCUCCACUGCCGUCCUGCUGGUUAGAGUAGAUCAAACUGGAAAGGGAGAUUUCACAAGGAUUCAGGAUGCCAUUAAUGUUAUUCCCUCAAAUAACACUGAGUCUGUCUUCAUUUGGGUCAAACCUGGAAUUUAUAGAGAGAAGGUAACAGUUCCAGCUGACAAGCCCUUCAUAACCCUAAGUGGCUCAAGUGCAAUGUCCACCAUUAUAACGUAUGAUGAAGCUUGGAUUUCUGUUGAAUCUCCUACCGUCUCAAUCUUAGCUUCAGAUUUUGUGGGAAAAUACCUCACAAUCCAGAACACAUAUGGUCAAGGUGGCCCGGCAGUAGCCCUACGAGUUGCCGGUGACCGAGUUGCAUUCUACACUUCCAGAUUCAUCGGCUUCCAGGACACCCUGCUCGAUGACGCAGGUAGGCACUACUACACCAACUGCUAUAUCGAAGGAGGCACCGACUUUAUCUGCGGGAAUGCCCGCUCGCUUUUCCGAAAAUGUCACUUGCACUCUGUAUCGGAGAACGGCGGAGCCUUCACGGCACAACGGCGGUCAAGUGCAGCGGAGGACACCGGGUAUAGCUUAUCCAAUUGCAAGCUCACCGGCGCCGGAGUAGGAACUGCAAUCUUAGGUCGGCCAUGGGGAGCUUACUCUAGGGUAAUCUUUAUUUUAACAUACAUGUCUGAUGCGAUUCAGCCUCAAGGUUGGAGUGAUUGGAAUAAUCCAAGUAAUCAAAUGACUGCAUAUUAUGGGGAAUAUCAUAGCUAUGGUCCUGGCUCAAAUACUAGAGGUAGGGUUGAAUGGUCCCACCAGUUAUUAUUCGAUGAAGCCUCGCAGUAUAUGAACCACACCAGUUGGAUAGACGGUCAAGAUUGGCUAAGGCCAACUCCAGGUCAUUUCAGAAAGUUCUCAGCUUCGAGACCAAGCGAUGCGAUGGGCAAUAAAUAG